Symbiodinium sp. CCMP2456 is the source of this 716-nucleotide messenger RNA. The record is from the annotation of a GenBank genome assembly. NCBI's taxonomy places the organism in Eukaryota, Dinophyceae, Suessiales, Symbiodiniaceae.
GUUGCCAAAGCAGCCAAUCGCGGGCAAAAGUCCUCGGAGGUGAAAACACCACCUGCCCGGGCAACGGCGGCACUGGCAAAUAACCCCACCACUGCCAAGGCUCACCCGCCUCCCGCGAAUACUCCAGCCACAGCACCACCGGCUUCAACGACCCCGGCUCCCAAGGCCGUGCCAAAAGAUCCCCCAGUGGCAAAUCCAACCACUCCAGCUUCGUCCAAGGCACCUCCACCACAGAUUGUUCUCGACGACCCGGUGCCCGCGGACCCGGCCCCUCCCCAGCCCACCCCCGAGCCAGCCACCCAGCCCGGGGCCCCAGAGAGGGCACCCGCUCUGGCCUCAGAAGCACCCCCUUUCAGAGUGGGGCACACUAUCAAUGAUUCCGAAGGAAGAUCUGCGAACUGUGUGGAAAUGGCUUUUGCCAGGCGACAUUUUCAGAUCGCACCGCUUCCUUCCACUUCAGGCAUCGGUGCAGAGACUGCAAGCGAGCGGAACGGCGCUCGGCCCAACAGACCCCCGCUUACAGCACCGAAACCUGGGAACAUGGAGGCUGGCAAGAACAGCCCGCUUGGAAUUGGGAAGAACAGUGGGGUGGCUCCUGGAAUGAGGGCUGGAAUCAGGGCCAAUGGCGCCAAUGAGUCCCGCUUGCGGGAUCGGAAUCGCCCCGCUUUUGGGCGACAAAGCUCGUCGCUUGUCUCCCCGCUGGGGCUUGGCACUAG